Mitosporidium daphniae is the source of this 882-nucleotide messenger RNA. RefSeq names its product thioredoxin reductase. The record is from RefSeq and is a predicted model, not a curated record. Gene Ontology annotation, molecular function: oxidoreductase activity. NCBI's taxonomy places the organism in Eukaryota, Fungi, Microsporidia. Bases 1 to 882 code for a protein of 293 amino acids. The transcript has 2 exons.
AUGUUUCCUUUGCUUUUUGAGGGAUUUAUGGCUGGUGGCGUUGCUGCUGGUGGGCAAUUGACCACCACUACUGAAGUGGAAAAUUUCCCUGGAUUUCCAGAUGGAAUUGAUGGGCCACUUUUGAUGGAGAAGAUGAGGGCACAAUCUGAAAGACUUGGGACAAAAAUUAUUGGUGAAACGGUUACAAAGCUUUCGCUUUCUGAGCGUCCAUUUAAGGUGGAGUCUGAAUCGGGAGAUGUCUUUUAUUCCCAAUCCCUCAUUAUUGCCACGGGGGCAACGGCAAAGCGAAUGGAUAUUCCUGGAACGCGAGAUGGCGAAUAUUGGCAGAAGGGUGUUUCAGCAUGUGCAGUGUGCGAUGGCGCUUUGCCUAUAUUCCGGGGAAAGCCAGUUGCAGUUGUUGGUGGCGGCGAUUCUGCCAUGGAAGAGGCCUUGUUCUUGACGAAAUUCGCUUCCAAGGUGCAUUUAAUCCAUAGACGAGAUGAGCUUCGUGCAUCCAAAACGAUGCAGUCACGAGCCAAGGCGAAUGAAAAGAUUGAAUUUCUCUUUUCCCAUGUAAUCACCGAGGCAAAGGGAGAUUCGCUUUUGACAUCUAUUUUUGUCAAGAACUUAAAAACGGAUGUCGUUUCGGAGAUCCCCAUCUCCGGCCUGUUUUUUGCGAUUGGCCACAUUCCAAACACAAGCUUUUUAGAGCAGCAGCUAGAAACGCACCCAGACGGAUAUAUAUCCACGGUCCCUGGUACCACUCAGACGUCUGUACCUGGUGUUUUCGCUGCCGGAGAUGUUCAAGACAAGCGAUGGCGACAGGCCAUAACGGCAGCAGGGACCGGCUGCAUGGCAGCAUUGGAGGCUGAACAUUACAUCUCUACCCUUGACGAAAAUUAA